Molecule: messenger RNA, 741 nt
Organism: Salpingoeca rosetta
Lineage: Eukaryota; Choanoflagellata; Craspedida; Salpingoecidae
Exons: 4
Coding region: 36-563 (175 amino acids)
Biological process (GO): protein repair; response to oxidative stress
Molecular function (GO): peptide-methionine (R)-S-oxide reductase activity
Source: RefSeq, a predicted model, not a curated record
UUCACAACUUGAGCUUGGAGAGGACAACAGCACAGAUGAGCGACAGCGGCGAUGUGGUGUGGGCUUGUCGUCUGCCAAAGGCGAUGAGCAGUGCAGAGAAGGAAGAGCUGAAGCAGAAGGUGUCCCGUGCAAACCCUGCUGCCUUCCAUGCGGCGUCCCGCUACCCAAUCACGAAGGAAGUGGAAGACAUUUUGGAGCAGAUGUCCCUUGUAGCCACGCGAGAGGAAUACGGCAACGACUUUUGGCAAGAAGGAUCCUACUCCUGUUCGCGGUGUCAUGGUCGCCUCUAUUGCUCCAAGGAUAAGUUCCACGGGCCGUGUUUGUGGCCGUCGUUUCGUCAGCCCGUUGCAGAUGAUGUGUUGUUGACACGCAAGGUGGAUUCAUACAACAACUACACGUGCGAAGUGCACGAGGUCUACUGCAACAGCUGCCAGCUCUUUCUUGGGCACAUGUUUGAGGAUGGCAAGGAGCAUGGCGAUACACACCCAGACGCGCGGUGGCGGCACUGCGUCCUGAGCUUGAGUCUUGACUUCGCGCCAUCCCCAGCAUCAUCGGCGCAAUGAUGGGCAGCCCGCCGCCAUCAAGUGCACAUUUGUGCUGACAGUAACUGCCUCUCUGACUGAACUACACACAUACCCGUCUCUGUCUCUGUCUCUCUCUCGUGUUUCUCGUGGUUUUUGCGUCUUUCUGGUUCAGGCGAGUCAAUGGGGAGGUUUGUGUAAUCCAACCACAAUACAGCCC